ACCUCAUUACAGUCGGGUCCAAGUGACUCUUUCCGGAUCAAUUCAGUAACACGGGUCUUAGGGAUUUACGAUACGAUAAUACGAAAUUCUUCGAAGCGAGUUGUGGAACGCCCAAUUGAUCUUGAUCUUUUCAUCUGAUACUUCUGAAGACUCUUUGCUUUUCAUCAGCGGUAGACUGAAAAAUGGCCGGCGGAGGAGACCACUCUCAUGGUGGAGAUUUCAGGACUAAGGUCUGGAGUAUGAGUGGUGGGCCGUACUGUAGGCCUGUACAUUGGAAGCGCAAUACCGCUAUUGCCCUCGUCGGAAUCGUACUCGUUUGCAUUCCUGUCGCCUUGAAAUCCGCCGAGCUCGAGCAAAGGCCACAUCUUCCAGUCCGCCCCAUUCCUUCUCAGCUCUGGUGCAAGAAUUUUGGAACGAAAGACUACUAAACUUGUUAGUAAAGCAGCAAUAGUAGCUUGCUGUGGGGAAGAUGAUCACCUUGCCUUCUAUAUUUGGAUUCUGAAGUGCAUUUCAUGGUUACUUUUUAUUCGAAACAGUGUGACAUUAUAAUGACAAUGUUCAGUUAAAUAAACAUGACAUUUACUGCGUGUUUUUCAAGAAAUGUUUAAGCCUGCCAAAACAAA
Solanum dulcamara is the source of this 623-nucleotide messenger RNA. RefSeq lists its product as uncharacterized. The transcript has 2 exons. Bases 183 to 428 code for a protein of 81 amino acids. The record is from RefSeq and is a predicted model, not a curated record. Lineage: Eukaryota; Viridiplantae; Streptophyta; Magnoliopsida; Solanales; Solanaceae.